AUGGCAUGCAGCCGUUGGAUCCGACUCUUAUUCGGUCGAGAAUUUAAUUUUAAAGAAGUCUUGCGAAUUUGGGAUCUCCUUUUCGCUGAGAAUCUCAGAGGAGACAUUGUUGACCUAACAUGUGUUGCAAUGUUAUUGAGAUGUCGGUGGUCUUUGGUCGAAGCGGACUAUACCGCAGCGAUUACAGCCCUGACCCAUUACAGCUUUCCCCCAAGCCCAGAAGGCCCUCAACAACUGGUCAGAGAUGCCACAUUCCUAGAUAGGAAUCGAAACUCAUCUGCCGGAGCCACUUUGAUUCAGCAUUACACAGGAAGACGUCCCAAAACGGAUGAGACUUCGGCUAGUCGUAGUCAAUCUGGGAUCCGCAACGCGAGAACGAUACAGCAUCGACAAUCACCGAGUGCUUCUCCAGGCAGGUUCGCAUCACCCCAACGCCAACUGGAAGGGUUAUUUCAAGAAGUGGCAGGGGGAUUGCAGAAACGAACAGAGGGAUGGAAUGUCUCAAAGGCUGUCCGAAGUGCGGUGGGCGAAGUUAGACGUAACAUGAACAACUAUCAGACGCCACAUUCGAGACAGCCAAGUUCGGAUGUAUUGUAUGGUGAGCGCAAGUCUUUGGAUGGUCGAGCAGAAGAAGUUCGACAAGUCGCUCAGCACAAAAUCGAGGAACUAGAAACGCGCAACAAACAAUUGGCGAAGAUGCUAGACGAUGCGCUUCAGUCACUCCGGACGACUAAACUUGCAAGCUCUGAAUCUUCUGAUGAUGCAGAUCAGAGCUUCAAUAUGAGCUUGGCCAGGAUCCAGUUUGUAUCGGUGUACCUCAACAACAGUGAUAUACCUAUACCACCGGAAGUCUUGACGGAGGAGAGCACCAUACCAACGGUGAAAGUGGAGACAUCGAAGUCAGAAGCUUCAACACCCCCAACAGAAUCCUCGUCACACAGCACCCAAAGUCCACCAACAGUGGAAGCCGAAAAGGUAGCGCAAGAACCCAUCUCAAAUGCCACACCUGUGGUUGAAAAGCCCACAAAAGACGAGGAUGAUGCUAGUUCUGCGGGGCACAAAUCACGACCGUCGUUGAUGGAUGCGUCAUUCUCAUUCAUGCUAGGAGAGAAUAGGCAUCGAUCGAGCUUUGUGACCUCGGCAGCAUUGUUGCCCGAGCAGAGAAGGGAGAGUGAAUCCAAAACUCGGUCCGCUCAGUUAUCAAAUGAGGCAAAGACGAAAGCGCAACAGACAAGGAGAGGUUCUGAGAGCGAGGAUGAUGGUUUUACGCUUACCAAGAUGCGUGGAGGACGAGAGUAG
Molecule: messenger RNA, 1299 nt
Organism: Exophiala bonariae
Lineage: Eukaryota; Fungi; Ascomycota; Eurotiomycetes; Chaetothyriales; Herpotrichiellaceae
Exons: 1
Coding region: 1-1299 (432 amino acids)
Source: RefSeq, a predicted model, not a curated record